AUGCAGGCACUACGAUCAGCACCGAGAGCGGCGUCUCAAUUCCGGUCAACGGGUCUACCCAGACUCCUAAGGGGAUAUGCCACGCAGAGGUCAUUCGAGCAUCUGCUUGUGUCGGAGGCUAAGCCUGGCGUUGGCUUGAUCCAAAUCAACCGCCCCAAGGCCCUCAAUGCCCUCUCCACCCCACUCAUCCUCGAGAUCAACCAAGCUCUCCGCGACUUCCAAGCCGAAAAGUCCAUCGGUGCCAUUGUCCUCACCGGCUCUGAAAAAGCCUUUGCAGCAGGUGCCGACAUCAAAGAAAUGAAGGACCUCACUUUCAGCGACGCAUAUGGUAAAGACUUUAUAGAAUCCUGGUCCGACCUCGUCACCUUCCUCAAGAAGCCUCUGAUCACGGCUGUGAACGGAUAUGCGCUGGGUGGAGGCUGCGAACUCGCCAUGAUGGGCGACAUCAUGUACGCAGGCCCCAAAGCCGUCUUCGGACAACCCGAGAUCAAACUAGGCGUCAUACCUGGUGCGGGUGGCUCACAGCGUCUGACCAAGGCGAUUGGAAAGUCGAGGGCUAUGGAGGUCAUUCUUACCGGCGACAACAUUACUGCGCAGCAGGCUAGCGAGUGGGGGCUUGUUAGCAAGGUGUUUGAGACGCCCGAGGAGUGUGUAAACGGUGCUAUUGCGACGGCGGAGAAGAUUGCGGGAUAUAGCCAGAUUGCUGUCAAGGCGGCCAAGGAGGUCGUGAAUAAGAGUCAGGAGCUGGGUAUUCGGGAGGGUGUCGAGUAUGAGAGAAGGGUUUUCCAUGGGCUGUUUGGAAGCGAGGAUCAGAAGAUUGGAAUGACGGCAUUUGCAGCAAAGGAGAAGGCCAACUGGGCAAACAAAUAG
Alternaria arborescens is the source of this 870-nucleotide messenger RNA. RefSeq lists its product as hypothetical. Gene Ontology annotation, molecular function: enoyl-CoA hydratase activity. The transcript has 2 exons. Bases 1 to 870 code for a protein of 289 amino acids. Gene Ontology annotation, biological process: fatty acid beta-oxidation. The record is from RefSeq and is a predicted model, not a curated record. NCBI's taxonomy places the organism in Eukaryota, Fungi, Ascomycota, Dothideomycetes, Pleosporales, Pleosporaceae. Gene Ontology annotation, cellular component: mitochondrion.